Messenger RNA from Aspergillus pseudonomiae, 3810 nucleotides. RefSeq names its product putative chromatin remodeling complex subunit (Arp8). The transcript has 8 exons. Gene Ontology annotation, biological process: transcription elongation by RNA polymerase II. Lineage: Eukaryota; Fungi; Ascomycota; Eurotiomycetes; Eurotiales; Aspergillaceae. The coding region runs from base 1 to 3810 and encodes 1269 amino acids. Gene Ontology annotation, molecular function: RNA polymerase II complex binding; chromatin binding. The record is from RefSeq and is a predicted model, not a curated record. Gene Ontology annotation, cellular component: Cdc73/Paf1 complex.
AUGGUUGGAAAGAAAUCUGGAAAGGCCCUCCUUCGGGAUGAAGGCCUUGAAAGAACAGACAACAACAUGGAAUUAUCGAGCUGGCCUCAGAUCCCUCCCAUCAACCAAAAGAACUAUUACACUGACUACCUUAAGAGAGAUGACCAGUAUCUGGCGUUUCGACUACAGAAUGAAGAAGCGCGAAAUCGCAUGGCCAAAACGGCCAAAGACCGGGACCGUGCUCUAGCUAUGGCCAAAGCGAAUGACCUCGGCAUCCCAGAAGCCGAUGCUGACGAUGGCGAUACCAACAUGGAGGAUGCAGAGGAGGCUACAGCAGAAGCCAUUGGCUCGAAGGUCAUUGUUAUACAUGUUGGCAGCCAGAAUCUGCGAAUCGGACUUGCCAGUGAUGCGUUACCGAAAACCGUUCCGAUGGUCAUUGCGCGGAAGUCUACAACCAGCGAGUCCGAGGACCGCGAAGAGCCUUGCCCUAAGCGAUUGAAAACGGAUGAUGGCUCCGAGUUGGAACCAGAGAAAAUGUUUGGUUCUGAGUUCUCUUCACAGUACACUACGAUGGCCGCGGAACUCAAAACACACAUGCGGCAAAACAAACGCAGGACCCUCCCGAACUCCAAGGAAAUGGUAAUCAACUACAACCGAAGAACUGUGCCAGAGACGAUCUCAGAACACAAUGACCCAAUGCGGGUUGAAUGGACAGAAAUCCCGGACGCCGCGCCGGAGUAUAUAGUAGGCCAGGCAGCUUUGAGGAUCCCAGAUGCGUCGACACCUCGCUACAAGCUCUACUGGCCAAUGAAGUAUGGAUGGUGUAACGAGCGUGAUUACAAUAGCAAAAGACUCUUAUUCCUGGAUAUCUCGUUGAUUCUUGAAGAUGCAAUCAAGAAUCAGCUGGGCCUUACAAGUAAAAAGGACUGGCUACAGUACUCAUGCGUGUUUGUCAUUCCAGAUCUUUAUGAGAAGUCCUACGUCACCCAAGUUCUUGAAAUGCUUAUGCGGGAAUUUUCCUUUGCCCGCGUCUGCUUCAUCCAGGAGAGCUUGGCUGCUACAUUUGGGGCGGGGUUUACAUCGGCUUGUGUGGUCGACAUCGGUGCGCAGAAGACUUCGAUUUGCUGCGUGGAGGAAGGAAUGUGCAUAGAGAACUCGCGUGUGAAUCUCAAAUACGGCGGAUCGGAUGUGACGGAAGCAUUCGUCAAAAUGAUGUUGUACGAUCAUUUCCCUUAUGCGGACAUCAAUCUAUGGCGUCGGUACGACUUUCUACUUGCCGAGGAGCUGAAAAAGAACAUCUGUACCAUGAAUGAAGCCAGUGUCUCAGUACAAGUGUUCGACUUCCACCUUCGUGUCGCCGGCCAGGACACCAGAAAGUACACCUUCAAAGCUUACGAUGAGGUACACCUGGCGCCCAUGGGAUACUUCCAGCCAUCCAUUUUCGACCAUUCACUAAAGCUCAACGGACGAAGGGAAUUGAUAUCCCGUUCAGUCGACAUCUAUGACGGCCAACCGAACGACCCAACAUCUGCAGCGCAGUCAGAGCUCUUAACAGCCAUUGCUCCUCCUAUCAGUGGCCAGGUGAAUGGCGACACUCAGUCCAGUACUCUGGAUGUGCAGUCCACUCCGAGCCGCUCCCAGCAAGUAAAUGCCCUCAGUCGCCUACAAGAGACAGAGGCUACUCCCCGAUCUUCCGUUGCCGGAUCUCCUGCACCAGAGGUGGCUAGUACUCCUCAAGCUGGUGGUGCUGGUACACCUGCCGUCGGUGGACAAAGUCAAAGCACAUCGCAGCCCCGUGCACCGACAGUUGAAGAACGCGAUGAUAUACUGCCAACGUUCCCACUUGACAGUGCGAUCCUUAUGUCUAUUGCCCAUGCUGCUCGGUCUGAUGAACGUAAAAUGCGAGACUUCCUUGGCGGUAUCAUGGUUGUUGGAGGCGGAAGCUUGAUCAACGGGUUUCACUUGUUCCUUGAGGAGCGAUUGCAGGCACUUCGGCCUGGAUUUGCUAAGGAGAUAAUGAUUGGCACCCCUCCUCGAGAUCUUGAUCCUCAGGUGGUAGUAUGGAAGGGCGCAAGCGUAUUCGGGAAGUUGAGCGGAACCAAUGACAGCUGGAUUGGACAGUUGGAGUACGACCGGCUAGGUCAUAGACUGAUGGCCUACAAAUGCAUAAUGGAUCCUCCAACCCCAAAGCUUGCUCUUCUUGAAACUAAAGAUCGCGGCUCGACUGAUCGCAUAGUUUCAGAUACCGAAAUUCCUGAUAUUACCCUUUCUUCUCCAUUGGUUUCCCCACCUUUGAUUGAGACACAAGCUCAAGAGACGGCCGAUAUUGGUAGCUCGAAUAUGUCGAAGAGCAAGGAUGGCAGCUCCUCCGGGGGUUUUCAUCAGGAGUAUAUCGCGUCCUUGCGUUAUCGGAAUGACCUUCCUCCUCCUGAUAUGCCCCCGAAGUUCCUUGAUAUUCCACACGACGGACUAGAGCGUUUCCUAACGCCAGGGUUUGCCUCUAAUUUGGCACGUCGUGAAGAACCAAAUAUUGAUGUAGACGCUGAGGGCGGUAUGCCCAUUGACCUGGUGGGCAUCCCAGGCUUGCACUUGGGCGAUGAAAGUGCGAUCAUGGCACCCGAGAAUCCAGACCCAAUUGACCCCGCCGACCUUCCACUUUUGAUGACUUUAGACCAGCUGAAGAACCCAGCACCGCGGAAUGCGAACGUUAGUUUUCUUCGUCGCACACAGUACAUUUCGGCUGGUCUUCGAGCACCGGAUGGUCCUAAAGUCACACCUAUGCGAUCGAAAUCCCGUCUAGCUGAAAAAGCUAAAUCCCAGGACGACCCGGCUUACAUCAAGAAAUACAUACAAAAGGGAUUCGAUAUUGCAUACCCCGAAAGCAAGCACGUUGGGGAAGACACGCCCAGCCAAAUCAAAGGGCACACGCCCACUAAACUUGAAGUUGAUGCAUGGGCCAGUCCUGUGCAUCCGGACAACCCUAAGUUGAAACCCGUCGGCUUUUACCCUCUCCUGCCCGACCUCCAAGGAUUCCCAGACCCUGGCGGUUUCGUCCAAUUCAAGUUUGACAAAGCACCUGUUCAAGAUGCCUCUGGAAAGCGUGAUAGGCGCAUGGACACCGGUAUCUUGCUUCCCUCCGCGCCAGAGGAGCGCGUAUGUGAGGAGCAUGCGACGAAAGUGGCUCUGCACAAGACGAACCCCAAGCUGUACCCUGAUCCUGGCCCAAUUCCCUGGGAUUAUGAUCUCUUCCUCCCUGAGAAGAAGGAUUCUAUCAAGAAAGUUCUCGCAAGCUUACAAAUAUAUAACCCCAACCGUGACAAUGAGGAGCUUUAUACGCACGAAGGUUCUGAUAACUCGAAGUUCCACCGUUUCGAUCGCAUGCGCACUUUUGCCACGAGCGCCCAGACGCUUGGUGGUGAUAACAAGCAGAAAGAUAUUGCGGUGACACUUUUCAAUCCGUCAGAAGCGAAGGAAGAUUAUAUGUCUUCGAAGCAGAAGGCUGCAUACUAUUACCCCAUUCUCGGGAAGACCCGCCUGAAGCCCGAGAGAGCCCGCACUAUUGCACAGGCAGGCCUUGCUCCUACCCGCCCUAAGACGAAGGAAGACCAGGUUGACCAAAUACAAGUUGUUGUUCGCGAUCCGGAUGAGGCGGAAGUAUACAAGCGCUCUUUGCAUAGGGCAGCCAUUGACCCGAAGUUCGCAAAGACGAUGCCCCCUCCACCAGAGGGUGCGAACGAUGAGCACGAGUCACCUGAAGAGGGUGAUAAGGAGGCUAUCUCCGGAGAUCGUGAGAUGAGUGUUGAAGAGGCGGAUAGGAUGAGUGACGAUUAA